GCUCGCAGUCCGGCCUUCUCCUCUCGAUCGCUAGGGUUUGAGAUUUUAGCCGCCGCUCCUCACUCCCUCGUCAAGUCACAGCUGCCGUAGUCCUCGCCGGAUCCGAUGGCCGUGACGUUCUCCGACCUCCACACCGCCGACGGGCUCAAGGCCCUUGAGGCGCACCUCGCCGGCAAGACCUACGUCUCCGGAGAUGCGAUCAGCAAGGACGACAUUAAGGUGUUCGCAGCGGUGCCAUCGAAGCCGGGAGCUGAGUCCCCCAAUGCUGCCCGCUGGUAUGAGACCGUCUCCGCGGCCGUUGCCUCAAGGUUCCCUGGCAAGGCUAUUGGCGUGAAUCUGCCUGGAGCGGGAUCGGCUCCUGCAGCAGCUGCUCCUGCCGCUGAGGCUGCCAAGGAUGAUGAUGAUGAUCUGGAUCUUUUCGGGGAUGAGACUGAGGAGGACAAGAAGGCUGCAGAGGAGCGUGUGGCUGCCAAGGCCUCUACCAAGAAGAAAGAAAGUGGAAAAUCAUCUGUCCUGCUGGAUGUGAAGCCGUGGGAUGAUGAAACUGACAUGAAGAAGCUUGAGGAGGCUGUUCGCAGUGUUCAGAUGGAGGGUCUCACCUGGGGAGCAUCAAAGCUUGUGCCUGUUGGUUACGGUAUCAAGAAGAUGACGGUAAUGAUGACCAUUGUGGACGACCUUGUGUCUGUGGACAGUCUCAUUGAGGAUUACCUCACUGUAGAGCCCAUCAACGAAUAUGUUCAAAGCUGCGACAUUGUUGCCUUCAAUAAGAUCUAGGAGCCCAAUCGAUCAUGCAUUUUGCUGCUGUGGUCAUGGGACUGGAGUUGGUUGCAACAGCGGGCGAUAAAGUUUAUCCUGGGAAGUGAGCUUAUCCCAUUUAGUUAAUCUACUAUAGAAACGCCGGCCGGUCUGAGUUUAUUGUCGAGUGAUGCCAGAUUUUUGAAUGCCCAUUUAUCUUUAAGUGGUUGAACUGCUGGGCGAUGUGAAUGGCGAAACAUGUGUUCAUUUCCUCUC
Phragmites australis (common reed) is the source of this 1011-nucleotide messenger RNA. RefSeq names its product elongation factor 1-beta-like. Gene Ontology annotation, cellular component: cytosol; eukaryotic translation elongation factor 1 complex. Gene Ontology annotation, biological process: translational elongation. Gene Ontology annotation, molecular function: translation elongation factor activity; guanyl-nucleotide exchange factor activity. The coding region runs from base 106 to 774 and encodes 222 amino acids. NCBI's taxonomy places the organism in Eukaryota, Viridiplantae, Streptophyta, Magnoliopsida, Poales, Poaceae. The transcript is spliced from 6 exons. The record is from RefSeq and is a predicted model, not a curated record.